Messenger RNA from Antrostomus carolinensis (chuck-will's-widow), 1743 nucleotides. RefSeq names its product testis-expressed protein 2. The transcript is spliced from 11 exons. Gene Ontology annotation, cellular component: endoplasmic reticulum. Lineage: Eukaryota; Metazoa; Chordata; Aves; Caprimulgiformes; Caprimulgidae. Gene Ontology annotation, molecular function: lipid binding. The annotation marks the transcript as partial. The record is from RefSeq and is a predicted model, not a curated record.
CACAGCGGGAAGCAGCUGGAUCCCUCUCCCCCCACCCAGGGCUGGAUGAACCAGCUGCAGGUCUAUGACCCCGAGCUGUUCCACCCCUCGCUCACACACUCGGUGUUCACCACGCUGGAUGGGGCCACCCUCAAGCUCUCCUACCCCAAGAGCAACAUCCCGCGCCGAGCCACCUUUGAGGAGGAGAUCCUUGACUCCGUCUUCGUCAGCCACCGCUGCUACAACCUGACCGAUGCCAAGGUCUUCCUCUGUCCCCCCAGCCUGGCCCGAAAGAGGACAUGGAACAAGAAAUACCCCAUCUGCAUCCUCCUCCCCGACCCGGCGGAGGUGGAGGGCAGGAGCAGCGAGGAGCACGACACAGAGCUGCUGAGGGACGAAGGGACAAAGAAGGUGGCAGUGCCAGGGCACGAUGUCCCAGGGGACUGCAGGGAGAGGUGCCUGUACCUCUUUGGGCGGACGGGGAGGGAGAAGGAGGAAUGGUUCCAGCACCUCGUGCGAGCGUCCCAUGGGACCCCCAGCAGCAGCCGCGGUGACACCAGGGCAGGGAUGGGACCAGCUCCACAGAGCAGCGGCAGCAGCAGCGGAGGGAGCGCUGAGGACAUCCCCUCAGCCAUCCCACCCAAGGAUCUGGCAGGAAGCGUCCAACAGAAGAUUCUCCUGGAUUACAGCACCUACAUGGCCCGAUUCGUGCCAGCGCGGGUGGGGGGCAGCCCGACCCAGAGCCCCUCUCACCCAGCACUGGGCAGCCCCCCACCUACAAAGGUGAGCGAGGACGGGGCUGGGCGCAGCGAGGUGUGCAUGGCCUGGAUGAACGCUCUGGUGGGACGCAUCUUCUGGGACUUCCUCCGGGAGCGAUACUGGGCUGAGCAAGUGUCCAACAAGAUCCAGAAGAAGUUGAGUAAGAUCAAGCUCCCGUAUUUCAUGAAUGAGCUGACACUGACGGAGCUGGACAUGGGCACAUCCAUCCCCUCGGUCCUCAGCGCCUCCAACCCCACCAUCAAUGACCGAGGGCUCUGGGUGGACAUGGAGGUCACCUACAGCGGCUCGUUGCAGAUGACGCUCGAGACAAAGAUGAACCUCUGCAAGCUGGGGAAGGAGAGCGCUGCAGAGGAGAGCAGCCCAGCAGAGGCAGGUGGAGAGGGGGCCAGGCCACGGCUGAUCCUGCUGGCAGACAGCGAUGCGGAGUCAUCCAGCGCCGGCUCCUCCGAUGAGGAUGAUGUUGCCACCACAGAGCCCACAGGAGCCCUGGGGGAGCGGGUCCCACCGCCCGGCACCGAGGGCCACGUCAGCGGUCACAGCACGAGCCGCAAGAUCCUGCGCUUUGUGGACAAGAUCGCCAAGUCCAAGUACUUCCAGAAAGCCACUGAAAACGAGUUCAUCAAAAAGAAGAUCGAGGAGGUUUCCAACACACCGCUGCUGCUGACGGUGGAGGUGCAGGAGCUGACAGGCACCUUGGCUGUGAACAUCCCACCACCACCAACGGACCGUGUCUGGUACAGCUUCAGAGUCCCACCCCAGCUGGAGCUGAAGGUGCGCCCGAAGCUGGGCGAGCGGGAGGUGACGUUCCUCCACGUCACCGAGUGGAUCGAGAAGAAGCUGCAGCAUGAAUUUCAGAAAAUUUUGGUGAUGCCAAACAUGGAUGAUCUCAUCAUUCCCAUCAUGCGCUCUGGCCUGGAUCCUCAGCCACCCACUGGAGGACUUCCUAGAGACCCACCACCAGCCAAGGGAGAGAAAAGGCUCUGA